Molecule: messenger RNA, 2466 nt
Organism: Cuculus canorus (common cuckoo)
Lineage: Eukaryota; Metazoa; Chordata; Aves; Cuculiformes; Cuculidae
Gene: NR1D1
Product: nuclear receptor subfamily 1 group D member 1
Exons: 7
Coding region: 234-2024 (596 amino acids)
Biological process (GO): cell differentiation; hormone-mediated signaling pathway; positive regulation of transcription by RNA polymerase II
Molecular function (GO): RNA polymerase II cis-regulatory region sequence-specific DNA binding; zinc ion binding; nuclear receptor activity
Source: RefSeq, a predicted model, not a curated record
GCUGCCAAGCGUGAGUGAGUGCCGUGACCUCCUGGUUGCACCUCCAGCGGGUUCCCAACCCUCAUUCCUCCCGCGGGCGCUUCCGGGGUGCUGGAUCCGUGUCCCCAUCCGGCACGCACCCAGGCUGUCCCCGUCCCACGUGGAGCCGCCACCCGUGGCAGCCGGCGGGCGCGGUGCGUGACUCAGGGCAGGCGGCACACGUGCGGUGCCGCGGGGACGCCCGUGAGGCCAAGAUGCAACCAAGGUGCUUCCGAGGGCAUCGUCCAGAUGGGGUUGCGAUCCAUUUUAUUGGGGUGUCGUCAGUGUCCCCCCCCAAAAAAAAAAAGACCUGGGCUGGGGGAGCUGAGGCCGGCGCAGCUCGGUGCAUGUGUGGCCCCGCUUCUCUGUCCGCAGGCGGUGUGAUCAGCUACGUGGGCUCCAGUGGGGCUUCACCCAACCGCACCAGUCCCGUCUCGCUCUGCAGCGACAGCUCCAACAGCAGCUCCCAGUCUGGCUCCCAAGCCUUUCCCACUUAUUUUCCUCCAUCACCCACCGGUUCCCUCCAGGAUUCCCGUACUUACGGUGGGGGUUUGGUGCCUCCCCGUGAGGAUGGCUCCCCUUCAUCCUCAUCCUCAUCAUCAUCCUCCUCCUCAUCCUACGCCUCCUCGGUGAACUUCCCCGGCGUGCAGCAGGUCCCCGCGGAUGAGCGGCGGCGCAGCUCGCCCAGCAAAGCCGGCAGUACCGUCACCAAGCUCAACGGGAUGGUGCUGCUCUGCAAAGUCUGCGGCGACGUCGCCUCCGGCUUCCACUACGGCGUCCACGCCUGCGAGGGCUGCAAGGGCUUCUUCCGCCGCAGCAUCCAGCAGAACAUCCAAUACAAGAAGUGCCUCAAGAACGAGAACUGCUCCAUCGUCCGCAUCAACCGCAACCGCUGCCAGCAGUGCCGCUUCAAGAAGUGCCUGCUGGUUGGCAUGUCCCGUGAUGCGGUGCGCUUCGGGCGCAUCCCCAAGCGGGAGAAGCAGCGGAUGCUGGCGGAGAUGCAGAGCGCCAUGACCGGCAUGGCCAACGCCGCUCUACCGGGGAUGCCCAGCCCUGGCGAGGGUCCAGCGCCAGGCGGGGGCCGUGCACCACCCCCGGGCCCGUUGCCUCUCGCUCCCCCCGCCUGCUUCUCCCAGUUCCCCCAGCAGCUCACGCCGCCGCGCUCGCCCAGCCCCAACGGGACCACCGAGGACGUCAUCGCCCAAGUGGCCAAGGCGCACAAGGAGAUCUUCGUCUACGCUCACGACAAGCUGGGACCCCCUUCCGCCUGCGACAACGGCCUCUUACGCUGGGAUGCUCACCCCACAUGGGUCCCCGGUCCCCCCGAACCCCGGCUUUGCCCUCCUGCCUACCCCGAGCCCCCACCGCGCGGCUGCCCCUGGCCCCGUGGCACCAAGGACGUCCUCCCGGCUUGCCCCAUGAACAGCCACCCGCCCGGCCGCAGCGGGCGCUCCGUGCAGGAGAUCUGGGAGGAUUUCUCCCUCAGCUUCACUCCGGCUGUCCGUGAGGUGGUUGAGUUCGCCAAACACAUUCCCGGCUUCCAAGCCCUCUCCCAGCACGACCAAGUCACCCUGCUCAAAGCCGGCACCUUCGAGGUGCUGAUGGUUCGCUUCGCUUCGCUCUUCGACGUGAAGGAGCAGACGGUGACGUUCAUGAGUCGGACGAAGUACAGCCUGGAGGAGCUGUGGGGUAUGGGCAUGGGCGACCUCCUCAGCUCCAUGUUCGAGUUCAGCGAGAAGCUCAGCGCCCUCGACCUCACCGACGAGGAACUGGGGCUCUUCACCGCCGUCGUCUUGGUCUCGGCAGACCGCUCGGGUAUGGAGGACACGGCGUCGGUGGAGCAGCUGCAGGAGACGCUGAUCCGCGCUCUACGCGCUCUCGUGCUGAAGACGCACCCGGCGGAGACGUCGCGUUUCACCAAGUUACUCCUCAAACUGCCCGAUCUGCGCACCCUCAACAACCUCCACUCCGAGAAGCUGCUCUCCUUCCGCAUCGAUACCCAAUAAGGCCCUGAUGGACACCCCCUUCCAGGGGGAACCCCCCAACCGCCCACCCUCCCCCGGCACCAUCCCCACCCUCCAUGUACAUAGCACUGCGGGUUAGGGGGCACAGGCGAGACCCCCCCCCCACCAUGGGCAGCACGAACCCCAUGGCGCCCACCGGACUCCUGGGGGGGGGCUGCACCCCCCAAGGUGUGUGCCAGGAUACCCCCAAGGUGGGCAUCGGGAUGCCAGGACACCCCCCCAGUUGGGUGUUGGGAUGCCAGGAUGCCUCCAGUUGGGCACUGGGACACCAGGACACCCCCCCAGUUGGGUGCUGGGACACCAGGACGCCCCCAGUUGGGCGCUGGGAUGCCAGGACACCCCCCCAGUUGGGCACUGGGACACCAGGACACCUCCAGUUGGGCACUGGGAUGCCAGGACACCCCCCCAGUUGGGUGCUGGGACA